GCUCUACUUCUCCCGCAGCACGUAGUGCGCAUGCUCACUCACAGUAAUCUGCCCAGGAUUUCGUGAUAUUAUUGUGCUGUGUUGGAUAGCAGUAGUUUCACCGUUUUUCGAUUGACUAUUCACUUAUUGUUUAUUUUGAGAAUAUCAGUUAACAUGGCAGAUCCAAGAAUACGACAGAUCAAAAUCAAGACUGGUGUAGUAAAGCGAUCAAAACAACGACUGUUCUGGACAAAGGACACCUUGUCCAACAUUCUGACGGAAGAUCACCAAAAGCUGGUGAAGGAGAAGGUCAUGUAUGUCAAGGAGACCAGGCAGCAGGAGGAGAAGAUUGAACGACUGAAAGCAGAGGCCUGCGACGAAGAGGCCGACUCCGAGGCCAAGUAUGUCAUCAAGAAACAGUUGGAGGUGCUACAGGAGUCCAAGAUGAUGAUUCCAGACUGUCACAGGCGUUUGACCAUAGCACACGCAGACCUGUCCCAGAUACUAGAAACAGAAGAGGACUUGGCUGAAGCAGAGGAGUACAAAGAGGCCAGGACCGUAUUGGAUUCAGUGAAGCUUGAAGGAUGAUGUUCUCACUCUGUAAUGCACUACUUAAAUGUCUAUUUCAUUCAUCUGGGCUUGUUUGGAAACGAAGACAAACAAAAUCGUUCAGCAUCUUUUUCUCUUUCUCACUCUUUUUUUAUUUUUUAUUUCUACAUUUGAAAACAACGUGCAGUCUGAUCUCGACAUCCUUCUCCAGAGUGUACAAUCUCACACAAGAAGAAAAUAAAAACGUAUUUCUUUUCUUACCAUGGGGGUUUGCUUGGUUUGUUUCUUCAACUAUACAGCUGCAAAUUAAGCCUGGUUGUAUUGUUUAACUCAUAUUAAAGCUAUACAAUAGUA
Messenger RNA from Salvelinus fontinalis (brook trout), 882 nucleotides. RefSeq names its product tubulin cofactor a (gene tbca). Bases 154 to 567 code for a protein of 137 amino acids. Gene Ontology annotation, biological process: post-chaperonin tubulin folding pathway; tubulin complex assembly. The record is from RefSeq and is a predicted model, not a curated record. Gene Ontology annotation, molecular function: beta-tubulin binding. Lineage: Eukaryota; Metazoa; Chordata; Actinopteri; Salmoniformes; Salmonidae. Gene Ontology annotation, cellular component: cytosol; microtubule cytoskeleton. The transcript is spliced from 5 exons.